Suillus plorans is the source of this 405-nucleotide messenger RNA. Its product is annotated as 4'-phosphopantetheinyl transferase superfamily. The coding region runs from base 1 to 405 and encodes 134 amino acids. Gene Ontology annotation, molecular function: holo-[acyl-carrier-protein] synthase activity; magnesium ion binding. The record is from RefSeq and is a predicted model, not a curated record. NCBI's taxonomy places the organism in Eukaryota, Fungi, Basidiomycota, Agaricomycetes, Boletales, Suillaceae. The transcript is spliced from 2 exons. Gene Ontology annotation, biological process: fatty acid biosynthetic process.
AUGCCAAUCCUCGGCAUUGGUGUCGAUAUUUUGCACCUUCCUCGUCUCAUCAGUCUAUUGAGUCGAAGGGGAUCCGAAGCAUUUGCCACGAGAAUUUUAAGCUCCCAGGAAUUACGAACAUUCCAGUUGCUCGCAGAACAGCAUGGAGAAGAUGAGACCAAAAGGAUUGCACAGUUUUUGGGUGUGCGAUGGGCGGUGAAAGAAGCUGCGUACAAAGCAUUGUAUCCCAUCCGCCCUACCUGGAAGGAGGUAACAUACUUGUCAUUCAAUGGAACCACUGGCGUAAAACCAACACUUGUUCACCAUCCCGUACGCGAUGAUGUCGGACCAGCGAAUAAAUUGCAUGUUUCAGUGAGCCACGACGGAGAUUAUGUCUACGCACAGGUUAUCGCAGAGUCGACGUGA